ACAUUUGGUUUACAGAUUGUGCCCUCAGAGGAUUUUGAUCACUGGUAACUUCUUCUUGGUUCUUCCUUUUGUCAAGGUAUUAUUUGACACCCACAGUCAUGAAUAAAAGACGUGAGAAAAGAAAAAGAGUUUAUCCACCAGAAAAAUAUCUGCUAUGUCAGAUUCCACCAGAGUGGACUACCCUGCCUGUACAUACUGGUCUGGAGUCUGGUCCACCACCUGACAGUGUUGCAGUUUAUACAAAGCAUGGGCCGAGCAAAAAGCUUGUUUAUGAAGGCUACAUUUGUCCAUCUGCACCUGAAAACGUAGCUAUGACAGUGUUGCAGCCACCGCCAUGGCCGCAGAAAGAGGAGAACUUUGGAAAGAAGUAUGCAAGACUUCUGGAGAGGAUCAGAGCUGAGGAGGCUGAGGCUAAAGCGAACAGCCAACCAGAGCAAGGUGUUGUCAAAGCACUGUCAAGCACUACUCCAAGUCAUACAGCUGAUGUAUCAGCACAACAGACGAAUGCAAAGGCUGCAGCCACCACUGAAAGCAAAAACAAAACCAAUACAUCUAAAGAACAAACAGAGAGUCUAAAUCUUCCCCUGCAGAAGACGAAGUCCAACAGCGAUUAUCCUCUUCCUCUAGAAAUCCUCGACAGAAGAGAGAGUUUUCUCCCUGCACCAACUGAAGAAGGGAAAGAAGAGUCAACAUAUUAUUUUGUUCCAUGGGAGAGCAUGAACAUAGACUUAUUGGACUGUGAUAAACCGGAUUCUGCCCUCCAGCACUUCAGCUCAGCCAGAUCUGAGACACGAUCCUGAGGAGAGUUUAGAAGGACCUGGGUUAGUGUGAAGGGUUAAAAUUCACAAUGAAUUUCAAAUAUUUUGAGAAUAAAUAUUUUGAGCAGUAA
Molecule: messenger RNA, 889 nt
Organism: Thunnus maccoyii (southern bluefin tuna)
Lineage: Eukaryota; Metazoa; Chordata; Actinopteri; Scombriformes; Scombridae
Exons: 2
Coding region: 99-800 (233 amino acids)
Source: RefSeq, a predicted model, not a curated record